Zingiber officinale is the source of this 1857-nucleotide messenger RNA. RefSeq names its product cytochrome P450 704C1-like. Bases 1 to 1857 code for a protein of 618 amino acids. The record is from RefSeq and is a predicted model, not a curated record. The transcript is spliced from 7 exons. Lineage: Eukaryota; Viridiplantae; Streptophyta; Magnoliopsida; Zingiberales; Zingiberaceae. Gene Ontology annotation, molecular function: monooxygenase activity; iron ion binding; oxidoreductase activity, acting on paired donors, with incorporation or reduction of molecular oxygen.
AUGUCUAUUUUGUCAAUACCAAUUUUUAUUGCCACAUUGAAUGCUCCACCAAUUCGACCUGCACAUCUCACCGUGGAUCGAAUCAACCUGUUGUUGAGGUCCAUUAGCCUCGCCGUCUCCGGCUUCAAACCCUUCACGGCCUCGCUCGCGCAGAAACUCUCCGCCCACAACGCCAAGCGCGGCGGUCUUCUCCUCGUCCAGGAGCUUGAAGCCCACAAACUUCUCGGCCGCCCUAAUCCUCCCCAACCGCUAACCCAGCGCGAUGUCCAGUGUUACUUGCUCACCACCCUUAAUCGGCUCCCCUUCUUCAUGGCAGCUUUGGUCGCUGCUGCUGCCGCUUCGGCGGUUGGGUUUCUGCUGCUCGCUGCUAUCCCCGCCUUCUUUUUCUUCCUCUUCUUAGGCGGCGGCUGGAAGAGGAGGCAAGUACUGCUUCCCCCGGUGGUGGGCACCAUCUUUCACCAGUUCCUCAACUUCCAUAGGCUUCACGACUACCACACAGAGCUGUCGCGCCUCCACAAGAACUACCGGUUGCUCUCGCCCUUUGGCGGGCAGCAUUUCACCACCGACCCCGCCGUCGUCGAGUACAUACUCAAGACCAACUUCAACAACUACGGCAAGGGAUUGCACAACUACAGAAAUCUGCGCGAUUUGUUCGGAGAUGGCAUAUUUGCCGUCGACGGCGAUAAGUGGCACCACCAGCGGAAGCUCGCGAGCUUCAACUUCUCCACCAAAUCCUUGAGAGAUUUCAGUGGUGCCAUUUUCAGAAAUAGUUCUUCCAAGCUCGCAAGAAUCCUCUCUGCCUAUGCCAACUCCAAUGAGCAGUUCGAUAUGCAGGAUCUCCUGAUGAAAUCCACCAUGGACUCCAUCUUCAAGAUCGCGUUCGGGUUCGAGUUGGAUUGCCUGGGUGGUUCGAAUCAGGACGCUGUCGAGUUCGCCGAAGCAUUGGAUACAGCAAACGAAUUCACCCUGUUGAGGUAUGUGCAUGCCUUCUGGAGGAUCAUGAGAUUUUUGGGAGUUGGAACAGAGGCAGCUCUCAAGAAAAAUCUCAAAGUGAUCGAUGAAUUCGUGUACAAAGUGAUGGACAUCAGGUUCAACCAAAUAGCCAAUGCUCAUCAGGAAAAGAGAGAAGACAUUCUGUCAAAGUUCUUGGAAGAGAUCAAGAAUCAGACGACGACAAUGGAUACGCGAUAUCUGAGAGACAUAAUUCUGAGCUUUGUCAUCGCCGGAAAAGAUACCACGGCCGGCUCGCUCGCUUGGUUCUUCUACUUGAUCUGCAAGGACCCGUCAGUGCAAGAGAAGAUACAUCAAGAAGUGAAGCGAGUAGUGCUACUCGAAACUAAAGAGUGCACAGACUUUGUUGAGUUUUCGCGGAACAUAAACGAUGAAUCCAUCAACAAUCUCCACUAUCUUCAUGCUUCCCUCACCGAGACACUUAGGCUCUUCCCCGCAGUUCCUCUAGAAAACAAGGUUUGCUUCUCAGAUGACAUUUUACCGGGAGGCUACAAUGUGAGCAAAGGCGAUAUUGUGUUUUUUCAGCCCUAUGCGAUGGGUAGAAUGGAGUAUCUAUGGGGCGAGGAUGCCCAAAGUUUUCGGCCGGAAAGAUGGCUCGAUGAUGAAGGGAUCUUCCAGCCUGAAAGUCCAUUUAAAUUUGUAGCAUUUCAGGCUGGUCCAAGAAUCUGCUUGGGGAGAGAAUUUGCCUACAGACAGAUGAAGACAUUUGCAGCAGUUCUUCUCUACUUCUUUCAGUUCAAGCUCAGUGAUGAGGAGAAGGUUGUCCACUACAAAACCAUGGCCACGCUUCGAAUUGAUCAAGGUCUUUAUCUUCAGGUGUCCUCGAGACAAAGAACAUCUGAAUGA